AUGACAGAAUAUACUCCCUCGCCUGCGUUCCAUGAGGCCGCGGCAUAUCUUACGAGCCCACAAGCACCAUCAAAUACAUCCACUACGACGAAACUUGAGCUCUAUGGCCUAUUCAAGUACCUCAUUGCGGCACCGACACCAACUACCUCGCGCCCAUCCUUCUUCGACAUGACUGGCAGAGCAAAGUGGGAUGCAUGGGCGCAGGCGGGUAAAGAGUAUGCGGGGAGGGGAGCAGAUGCGGAGGCGAGAUAUCUCGAGAUUGCGAGGGGGAUGGGCUGGGUUGCCGGUGAAACACUAGUUCAAGCGGAUAAGGGGAAGGGUAAAGCCGAGGGUGGGGCAGGAGAGGAGGAAGAAAGCAGUAGCAGGGGUGGCGGUACCGGAAUGGGGAUAUCUGUGAGCAAGAUGGCGGUCGAGGGCGAGGAGGAGAGUGCGAGCGAGCUACACAGACUCGCGGUCGAAGAUGAUGCCUUUGAGCUGCUCAAUUAUAUUGAUGGAACACCUGGGCUGGACGUGAACGCGAAAGACGAGUUUGGUUAUACUGCCUUACACCUGGCCGCAGACAGAGGCAACGCCGCGGCUGUCAAAGCUCUACUUGCUAAGGGAGCAGAUAAGAGUUUACAGGACGAGGAUGAAUUCACAGCACUUGAGCUGGCCAAGGUCGCAGGGCAUGAAGAUGUUGUGGCACUGCUUGAGAAGUAG
Molecule: messenger RNA, 699 nt
Organism: Peniophora sp. CBMAI 1063
Lineage: Eukaryota; Fungi; Basidiomycota; Agaricomycetes; Russulales; Peniophoraceae
Source: the annotation of a GenBank genome assembly